AUGGUUGAGAAGGACGACGCUGACGGCCAAAAUCCAAGGGAGGUCUCCAAGGGUCCAAAGCGCAAGUCCAAAGGACACCCGCGCCCUCGGCCCGACGAUGAGGACGAUGGUGUCAUGAUUGAUGCAGAACAAGCACGUGUCCCACCGGAUGUCAUGUCAGGGCCCGACGAUAUGGGCUAUGUAGAUCCCCAUCCAAGAGAACGUCGUGUGAAACGUUCCAGCACUGCGCCAGUUAAAAAACAAGACAGUGGCGGAAUAAUGGGACUGCUCGGUCUGAGAAAAAGCACUCGUCCAGAACGGUCAGAGAUGCCAGAAAGACGAAAAUCGCGCUCGCAUCGAGGGGAUGACGGAAGGUAUCCCGCGGAGAUGGAGCGCGAUGGUGCUCGCAGAUCACGCCGCGAAGAUCGACGCCGAGGAUCUGUCCGCCCAGAUACCGACGGCGAAGGUUUCGUUGCCGAUGCCGCUGGCGGCGCCGCAGGCGGUGAGACAGAAGCCGAAGAAGCGGAAGCUCGACGAGCAGCGCGCCUGUCACGCCGAGGAUCUCGCAAGGCCCCUUCUGAAGCCCGUGACAUCGAGGCUCGGGAAGCAGAGGAGAGGCGCGCAAGGAGGAAAGAACGGGCACGCGAACAACGAGCUCGCGAAGAAGAAGAGGAAGAGCGCUUACGAGAGGAAAAGCGAGCCCGACGUGCUGCACGCGAGGAACGUCGCGCUCGAGAAGAGCAGGCAGCUCGGGAAGCCGAGGCCGAGGCCGAAGCUAGGGCCAUAGAACGCCGCGAACGUCGGCGCAUGCGCGAAGAGGAGAUGAUGGCCGCGAGAGCUCACCGACGGCGCGAACGCGAGCAAAGAGUUCCAGUUGAGGUCCUUCCCGAUGAGCGGGAGCUGGACCGUCGCGCAGCUCGUAGCUCCCGCGCAUACGACGACCCACGGGCUCACCGUCGCAAGUCCAAGGUUGCACCGGAGCUCCCCGGGAGCCGGUCAUGUCUGGCGGAUGAGCCUCCAGAGCCACCUCAAAUUGUCCCAACUGUCAUUGAUAUGCCUCCUCCUGCGGCUGCUGAAGAAGGCAAUGCUCAUUCUCUUUCCUCGGAUGAGGAAGCCCGUCGCGCUGUUCGCCGCAAGGCUCGCCGCCGUGCCAAAUAUCCGGAGGAAGAAGUUGAUGAUGCUCGUUCUCGGCACCGCGGCUCCCGUCGUGAAGGGGUAAAGAGCAGCUCUGGAAGCGGUGAUUAUGAGCGUGAUCGUGCGCUGAGGUCGCGGCCGGGGAGUCGACAAGGUGCUCCCCCGGGUUCAGGGAAGAAGCCCAGUUGGUUCCGCAAGUUGACGAGCCUCUGA
Messenger RNA from Penicillium bovifimosum, 1326 nucleotides. RefSeq lists its product as uncharacterized. The coding region runs from base 1 to 1326 and encodes 441 amino acids. The transcript is spliced from 3 exons. Lineage: Eukaryota; Fungi; Ascomycota; Eurotiomycetes; Eurotiales; Aspergillaceae. The record is from RefSeq and is a predicted model, not a curated record.